This is a messenger RNA of Andrographis paniculata, 1666 nucleotides long. RefSeq names its product guanosine nucleotide diphosphate dissociation inhibitor 2-like. Gene Ontology annotation, biological process: small GTPase-mediated signal transduction; vesicle-mediated transport; protein transport. Bases 119 to 1453 code for a protein of 444 amino acids. Lineage: Eukaryota; Viridiplantae; Streptophyta; Magnoliopsida; Lamiales; Acanthaceae. Gene Ontology annotation, cellular component: cytoplasm. The transcript is spliced from 13 exons. Gene Ontology annotation, molecular function: Rab GDP-dissociation inhibitor activity. The record is from RefSeq and is a predicted model, not a curated record.
AGUAGUCUGAAGGAGUCCUGGUGGAAACCCUGGUCUUCAUUUCAGCGCCAGAGAUCCAAUCGAUCGAUCUGCGUGGAUUGAGUGCGAAAUUGGUUGAAUUGUUUGAAUUUCAGCAGAGAUGGAUGAAGAGUACGAUGUGAUUGUGCUGGGGACGGGUCUCAAGGAAUGCAUCCUCAGCGGGCUUCUGUCCGUCGAUGGCCUGAAGGUUCUACACAUGGAUCGCAACGACUAUUAUGGUGGAGAGUCUACUUCGCUCAAUCUCAUUCAGCUUUGGAAAAGAUUUAGAGGAAGCGAUAAGCCACCAGCUCACCUGGGCUCCAGUAGAGACUAUAACGUUGACAUGAUCCCUAAGUAUAUCAUGGCAAAUGGUGUUCUUGUGCGAGUCCUCAUUCAUACUGACGUUACUAAAUAUUUGUAUUUCAAAGCUGUUGAUGGCAGCUUUGUUUACAACAAAGGAAAGAUUCACAAGGUUCCUGCAACUGACAUGGAAGCUCUCAAAUCUCCACUAAUGGGCAUAUUUGAAAAGCGCCGUGCCCGAAAGUUUUUCAUUUAUGUCCAAGAUUACAAUGAAAGUGACCCUAAAACACAUGAAGGAAUGGAUUUGACCAGAGUUACUACCAGAGAGCUUAUUGCAAAGUAUGGUCUAGAUGACAAUACUGUGGACUUUAUUGGUCAUGCUUUGGCACUCCACCGUGAUGAUCGUUACUUGGAUGAGCCAGCUUUGGACACUGUACGGAGGAUGAAGCUUUAUGCCGAGUCUUUAGCACGUUUUGCUGGAGGAUCACCAUACAUCUACCCUUUGUAUGGCCUCGGUGAGCUUCCACAGGCAUUUGCUCGCCUCAGUGCUGUUUAUGGUGGAACUUAUAUGUUGAACAAACCUGAGUGCAAGGUUGAGUUUAAUGAGGAAGGCAAGGUAUGUGGUGUUACAUCGGAAGGGGAAACGGCUAAGUGCAAAAAAGUUGUAUGCGACCCUUCCUACCUUCCCAACAAGGUUAGGAAAGUAGGCAAGGUUGCCAGAGCCAUUGCUAUAAUGAGCCAUCCGAUUCCAAAUACCAACGAUUCUCAUUCAGCACAAGUUAUACUACCUCAGAAACAGCUGGGUCGCAAAUCGGAUAUGUAUUUGUUUUGUUGCUCGUAUUCUCACAACGUUGCGCCAAAAGGGAAAUUCAUCGCUUUUGUCUCAACUGAAGCGGAAACCGAUCACCCGGAGACCGAGCUGAAGCCGGGGAUUGAUCUUCUCGGACCUGUGGAUGAGCUUUUCUUUGAGACAUAUGACAGAUAUGAACCCGUCAACGAGCCUUCCCUCGACCAUUGCUUUAUAUCAACAAGUUAUGAUGCCACCACUCACUUCGAGUCCACCGUGGAGGAUGUGCUGAGUAUGUACACUCAGAUCACUGGAAAGGUUCUGGAACUUAAUGUCGAUCUAAGUGCCGCGAGCGCUGCCGAAGAGUGAAAGAAGUGCCGGGCCAUGCCGCCUGUAUUGUUGAAACAAGUGUGCGUGUGUUGUUGUUGUUGUACUUGCUUGUGUUUCUCGGUCGAUGGAAAGCGAGACAUAUAUAUGUAUGUACACGUACACAUAACAUGCCCGUGAAUCUGUUCCCGCCUAACUCAGUGUUGUUAUCGUUGUUUUUUAUUUGGUGGCAACCAUAGCUCUCGAUAUUUGUUA